GCUUUUAAUUUGAAGGACAACUCUCCUGUCCACUGUUAUCUCCCGGAAACUUGAAACAACUUUAUGACCGCCUUAACUUGUUUUGUGCAGGAUUAACGUCACAUAAAGCUCCGGUUGAGCUGUUGUGAUGGAGGAACCACUGAGCAUCGUAAACGUUUGCCUGACGGGACAUAACUGGAGACACACAGUUUGAAACUACAAGCAUGCCUCGCCCUUCUUGGAGCAGACUGUCUCCAUGGAUAGAGAGUCUGAUCCUGAGCUAUGGCAGCCGGGAGGGGAGCAGCAGCGGGCGGCUGAAGGCUCAUGUCAUCGGGGUGGGUCAGAUGUCUCAGUCCCAGGCUCAGGGUUCUGAGGGCCCCACAGGGCUGCUCUUUCUGUCAGACGGAGUGCUUCAGAUCCCUGCCAUUCUCACUGCAGCAGCCUGGGAGCAUCUUCAGGAGCAGGAGGACCGCGAGUGUUUCACCAGUCUGCUCAACACCACGGUGUGCAUUCAGGACUACCGGCUGCAGUUUCACAUGGCUCACGAACAGACUAAAUGCAGGUUCUUCAUAUCAGUUGGAGAGCUGGCUACGACCGCAGCCGGUCCAAUUAAAGACAACACCCCUUGCUGCACAACACUGCCCUCCAUCAGGAUGAAGAUCUAUACGACAUGGAGGGCCCUGCUGGGUCAGGAGGUGCAGGACUCUCAGAAGGGCCAGUGUGGGUAUGAUCUGUCGGAGCUGCUGGGGGAGUGGCAGCAUGACUGUCUGCAGGCUGUGCUGGAGGAUGUUAGGGUGAGGCUGAAGAUGGCGAGCAGCCGCCCCGUGAGCCCGCAGCCCUCCACUUCGACUUCCACCUCAUCGCUCACCCACCAAGACACAUUCUCUGCCACGAGCUGGGAUGUCGACAGGGUCAGAUACAAAGGAGUGAAAGGUUUCAGUGUCCCCUUAAAGUGUCUUCUCAUCCCAGAGGAAGAGGCUCAGCAGCUGCAAACACCACCAAAUGUUGGAAGUAGAAUGCUGAGUGGGCUUUCUGCUGCCUCUCAGGAUAGGAAAAAACCUUCAGAGACCACACAGCCCUCUGUUGAUGCUGCAGAGUGGCGAAUAGCCAAGCCAGCAUUUGUAGAGGCAGAUCAUGACGUCAGUGAAAACUCACCUCUUCCUGCGGAGGACAGCAUGCUACAUGAGGACGUAGUCGAAGGGAUGAUUGACAGUGACAUCAGGCCUUUAUCCAACCCCUGGGACAUGUUUCCUCCAUGUGACAUCUCCUCCUCUGAUGCAUCACCAGAAGCAACACCAAAGCAUGAUGAUGCUGCGGUCUUAACCAGCACGCAACUUCUUGCCCGCAGUUUGAAGGAAUCCCUGCUGACAUCAGAGCACAGCUACCUCCCACCUUACCAGAAACUGCCCCAUUCAACUAGCCUCCCCGCCAUUACCAGUUCUUCAACUUCUGUGAGUCCACCAGAGCCCUGCGCCAGACCGUCAAACCUGUUGCCUGCCACAGACGAACACCCCAACAAAACGGCCCAACAAAAUCUGGCUUUGGAUCAAGAAAGCCAGAUUUUGGAGGAGACUGUUGAGAGAAAGUAUAGAAAGGCAAAGAGAAAGAGAAGUGAGCCCACAACGGAAGCACUGAAAACCUUAGCGGAGGAGGAAGAUGAGGAAGCUCAGAUCAGCGGGAGCCCUCCAUCUUGGCUCUUUGACACUCAGGCGGGCUCCGGGGCCGAAGAGGGCAGCGGUCACAAACAGGUUCAAACUGUAGGGACUGUCUUGAGAAGGACUCCAACUGUUCACAGCGAUGGCAGGCCGUUCUCUUACUCCUACCAAGUGUCUGGGCAGAAUCUGCAGGAUUUCAGUCAAUUCAAAGUUGCUGAAUCCUUGCUGCAGUGGGCGGUGAAGUAUCUUGUUGUUCCAAAGCAGACAGACAACCCACACAUCACAUCAGUGACCUCUAAUUAUACAUCGUCUGACAGGGUUGAGGUCACUUCCCUUUAGGUUCAAAAUGUUGAAAGAUCAUUGUUCUGGUAUUAUGUCAGUGUAGACUCGAGCAGCUCUGUAAAGUCGAGUCUAUUUAGUUCAUACCGUACAAAGUCUUAAGCAGUGAGUAAAAUGACUAUUUUUGGAUUUUCACUGGGAAACAUUUUAUAAAAUAAAAUACAGAAAACACAA
Micropterus salmoides (largemouth bass) is the source of this 2147-nucleotide messenger RNA. It is a transcript of the gene acd, whose product is annotated as ACD shelterin complex subunit and telomerase recruitment factor. The coding region runs from base 204 to 1973 and encodes 589 amino acids. Gene Ontology annotation, cellular component: telomerase holoenzyme complex; chromosome, telomeric region; shelterin complex. Lineage: Eukaryota; Metazoa; Chordata; Actinopteri; Centrarchiformes; Centrarchidae. The transcript is spliced from 2 exons. Gene Ontology annotation, biological process: telomere maintenance via telomerase; telomere capping. The record is from RefSeq and is a predicted model, not a curated record. Gene Ontology annotation, molecular function: telomeric repeat DNA binding.